Messenger RNA from Biomphalaria glabrata, 1991 nucleotides. RefSeq lists its product as uncharacterized. The record is from RefSeq and is a predicted model, not a curated record. Lineage: Eukaryota; Metazoa; Mollusca; Gastropoda; Planorbidae. The coding region runs from base 93 to 902 and encodes 269 amino acids. The transcript has 6 exons.
UCUCUGUUCUUUAACCACAUAUUUGAUUGAAGUACAAACGUAUAAUACAACGUAUAGCCUAUUUAUUAUGUUGUGGAACUUAAAACAUUACAAUGGAAAUUCUAUUUCUGAUAGUGUCUCUAAUAUUUCCAGUCUUAGCAACGCCGGCCAACAAGAGCUGCCCAGUUGAAAAAGUUCGGAACUGUUCCGAUUAUGAGUCCAUUUCGCUUGCACGUUUUCACGCAUUCCUACCCAAAACUGAAGAAGAAAGUUACUGCAAACGAGUCGUGGCUGCCUUGCAGUGUGCAGCAGAGAGCACGGAGAACUGUUCGCUGUACGAGACUUUGCUGUUCGAUACACAGAGAGGUGUCAUUGAUAUGAUAUGCAACAGUCGGAAACAAGAGUUUACAAAGAGUCAGGCUUGCUUUAGUCAACUGGAAGUGAAAGAAGCCGUCAUUAAAAAGUGCAUGUCAUCAGUACCACCGACACAGAAUUUAAAGAAUCCUUGUGGAAACCUAUUACUGGCCCCAACGUGUGCACGAGACACGUUGAUUGGUAUUAAAGGAUGCUCAGAAUCGGAUGCUGUGUACAUGUCUGACCUGGUCAAGGCGUUCAUUAAACCAACGGUAGACAUCUUCAAAUGUCCUGUUUCACUGGACAGUAUUGCUCCAACAGUCACAGAGAAGCCUGCCGAGACAAAGGCAGUAUCUAGGUCAACAACCAGCGUCCCUAGCGUCCAUGUCGAUCUUCGUCACGUGAUGGUACAAACGGACAACAAGCUCUCGUACAUUCUCAGCGCACUGCAGCCACAGGUCGAGAUCAAGGGCGUGCAGGGGUGUGCCAGAGAUGGGCCCAUCGUUCAGGUCAACAACUUCAUCUUUCUCAACAGCUUACUGCCAAACGUGAGCAGUACUCGGACUUAAAGACAAAGAUCCAGUGAUUGGUACUAAAGGACACCUAGUCUUACAUAGUAAAGCUUUUGACAAAAGAACAUGUUCUUGUCCUAAUGCGCACCCAACCUGGUUUAUUUCCCCCUGUUCCUAUUCAUGUAUUGCCUCUAGUCUUCGCAACAUUUGCAGUCCAAAUCUCGAUGCUUCUUAAAUGUCCUUCGCCUGUUAGCUUUUGUCUUUUACGUUGCAUGCUGGGACGUCUUAGCAAGUCUCAGGGAUCUAGUCCCAAGAACCAAUGACUAUGAUCUCUUUUAUAUAAGUUAACUCUUUCUCUCCGUAAAUAUCUUUAUUGUUUCGAUAGUAUUAUUUAUCUUGCUCAAUUGUAUUUAACUAUCCUGCUAUGAUUAAACUUCAAUGACUUUUUCUUUAGUAUCAGAACUUUUUCUUUGGUAUUGAAUUAUAGGAGAAGGCAUGCUCUUUUUUACACAACACAAAUUACAAGUUUAUAAAUCCAAAAUCAAUUUAGCUUAAUGGGGGUCAAAACAACGUUGGCAUUGUCAAUUAGGAGAGAAAGAGUUAAACAUUUUGUCAGGAUAUCUAUGUCAUAUACAUUUUCAAAUGUGACAUUUCAGGUAAAUAAAAUGAUUGCACAUUGAGCACCUCUUGAAGAACUAAAGCUUGUAUUCAACCAAAUGACAAGAGUUGAAAAGGAAGAGUACAUUAAUUUUAGCGAUACUUCCAACUACUCUGUUCCUAACAAUUUUGUUAUAGUUAGAAUCUUGUUUAAUUUUGUAUUACACUCUUGCAGGCUUCAUGUCCCAUUCCAGAAUCUUGAAUAACAUAGUAAUCAUUGAUAACAUCUAGAUCCUGUUAACAUCUAGAUUAUUCUCUGUAAACAUUUAGAUCAUUGUCUUUAAACAUUUAGAUCAUUCUCUGUAAAAAUCUAGAUCAUUCUAUGUAAACAAUUAAAUUAUUCUCUGUAAACAUCUAGAUCAUUCUCUAUAGACAUCUUGAUCUUUUAAAUACAAUAAAUAAUGAAUCAAGGAUACUAUUUUGUCUGUUCAUAUUUAUGUUUAUGAAUAUACUUGUAUUUUGUUUGAUUAAAAUAAGAAAAAAUGUUAA